Messenger RNA from Mesorhabditis belari, 2133 nucleotides. The record is from the annotation of a GenBank genome assembly. NCBI's taxonomy places the organism in Eukaryota, Metazoa, Nematoda, Chromadorea, Rhabditida, Rhabditidae.
AUGGAUGAGAUUUUUGUUUAUCUGGAUAAUGGAACGGCUCUCCCACUGGAAUGGGCUGAAUCUAUUCAAAGCUCCUUUCAACUGAAGCACAUUGCUCUUGGAUUUGAUGGUGGAUUGACACCUAGACUCUGGAACUAUCGUCAAUUCUCGAGUUUAGACUUUUUGAAGCGUUCGAUUGCAUAUCCUAUGAAAAGAGACGGAAAGUAUAUUAUGAAAACCGAAACCGUGCGAGUACCUUGGAUUCAUUCGGUGAAGAAAUUCUUUGGUCAAUGGAAAAGCUUAGAGAUCUCAACAGAUGAUUUAUUUCUUCUUCACAUGCGAACCGAUUUCGUGAAUUUGACUGAUAAAACAAAUCUUUUCCCGGGAAUGCACCUGUUCGAGCCUCAUCAAAUCACUGCUUUACGUACAACGUUGAAAGAGAUUUUUGGAGAUAAUGAACCACCAUACAGAGCCCAGCAGACUCAGCCGGUUAUUGAUGAUUGCAUGGAAAGAGCAAAAAGCGAAAUUCCUGGAGAAGAUUGUUUGAAACCAACGGGUCGAAUAUGUUAUUCGGCUUUGAAAGAUCUCGAUGAUUGUGUGAAAGCUUUCAUCGAAGCCGAUCACCAAGCAUCGAGCAAACCAGCCGAGGACGCCGAACGAGCGGAUCCCAGUGGCCAGGCUCACACCGAGAUCGGUCAAAGGAAAACCACUGAGGACGCAACCGUUGCGGAACCCAGUGGAAAGGGAAAAAUCAUCGAAGCGAGCCCUCAAACCAACCCACUGAAAGUUAACACCUACACGAACGUGGUCAGCUAUUGUCAGUCAAAGAAUGGGAUUCCGGUGAAAAUCGCGAAUGUCUACGAGAAUUCGUAUGCCUUUGUCAUGACUGGAGAAAUGGACACAGUUCCGGUGUACAUUGGAGUGCAUCUUAACGAGAGCACCAACCAAUGGACCUAUUCGGAUGGGACACCGUUGAUCUAUCAGAACUGGGCGACCGGCCAACCAUCUAGUGGCAACAGUUGUGCCUAUCUUGACCCACAAAGCGGCAAAUGGGGAAGCGUUGACUGUUCAGUGGCAAUGGCCUCGAUUUGUUCGAUUGAUGGCACUAUGAAAACAACCACAACCACCAAACGUCCGACCACGACAGCUUACUCUGGCCCUUGUCUCGAUGAACGUUGGACCUAUUGGAAUGUGACCGGAUACUGCUACUAUUUGGAGGGCGUUGGUCUUGGGGACACAAUCCUUGGCGAACGAUGGGAGUUGUACUCUUGGCUGAAUGCCGAGUACGAUUGUCGAUUGAUGGGCUCAAAAUCGGGAUCGCAUUUGGUCUCAAUUCACUCAAAAGAGGAAGAGGAUUACGUUUAUCAGUUGGUUGCCUCAAAUAUGACCGAGUGGCCAAGCCAAUACGCCUGGGGUAGCCCGUGCUUCUAUCAACCGGCUUGGAUCGGAUAUUAUGGGAAUGGCUUGAUGGGGAAUGGGAAUUGGACUGAUGGGACACCCGUUGACUACCUCAGCUCAACGCUCAUCAAUGAGACGGCUCCCUGGAAAAUCUCGAAUGACCCCUCAUGCAACGAGGUACGCAUGUGGUUGAGGGGCAACGCGUAUUUGGGUUCAGCCGAGGCGGCUCGCUACGUCUGCAAGUCGCCCUCAAUCUACAAUAUGCCGACCACCACCCCGGUUCCCUCAACACCGGUCCCCACUCGUUCCCUUGAAGAUGAUCUAAAUUGGGAUUGGUACGAUUGGUGGACAGCUGAGGAAAAGUGUCAGAGUUAUUCCGAUGGAGGACAUCUUGCAUCGAUUCACUCAAAAAACGAAGAGGAUUUCAUUUAUCAAAUGCUUUCCUCAAGUACGAACUCAUCGACAGUGGAUCUCUUUGACACUUGGAUCGGUUAUUUUGGAAAUGGGACGGUUCGGACGGGUAAUUGGACUGAUGGCACUCCGGUCGACUACAUUGGUCAAUUCAAACGUGAUUGGUCUCCAGCCCGACCCAAUCAAGUUUAUGCUUGGAAGAUUUCAAAUGAUGUCUCGUGUGCGUGUAGUCCGCGCUGGUGGCUGAACGACCCGGAUCAAGAGAACAAUCGAUUCGUCUGCAAGUACCCAUCAUAUAACGGUGUCUCGAAUGAAAAAUAUCAUCGAAAAGUAGUCAAUGUGAAA